UGGUGGGAGAGAUGGAGAACAAGGUGACAUUUUUCAGAUUUCGCCGCACAGAUCACAUCCAAGGGCCUCACUUGCUUUUGAUUUCUGGCCGAGGGUCGUCCACUCUCCUGGUUGCAGGUAUGAGGACACUCCACUGGUGCAUGCUGGGAGUUGCCAUCCUGCUGCUGGUGAUCGAGGUUGUCAUCAGUCAGCUUUGCAAGUCCAUUAUCACCCUGGUGGACGCUUUCCACACGUUCUUCAUCCUCAUGCGCAUGGUUCUUCAUCCUCCAACUGCUCCCUCCUCUGUGGACUCCACGGUGUCUCCACAGGCCUCCUCCUCCUCGGAAACACCUUCUCCCACCCUGCCUGCAGAAGCAUUCACUUUAUCUCUAAGUAGCACCUGUAGGGCAUCCAACGCCACUGCUCAGCCUAACCAUGAAGCAGCCCUACAGUUUGACUCCAAUCAAUCCGUUUCGCCCACAAUCUCUCCUCCAGCUCUCGACUGCAGGGUCUCCUUCGCCGACAGCAGGUUCCAGACUGUGGGGGUUUUCCUGUCCAGUCUCCUCCUGGCUUUACUGAGUAUCGCUUACUCACUGAAAAUCCUCAGUUUUUCCCUUGAUCCUCAUCCAGUACAGAACCACCUGCUGGUUGCUGUGGUCGCAGCUCUCAGUCUGCUCUAUAAGAUCCUGGUGCUCAGUGUGAACUGGGGUAAGCUGAAGGAGGAGUGGGCCGGAGCCUCCAGGCAGCCAGAGAAAGUCUUGGCUGCAGAAGAAUCCAAAGGCCUGGCCAUGCCGGGGCCAGUCCUGGAUGACAUUAGCAAAGUCCAUUCUGCUGCGGACGACUCGCUCUGCAAUGGGGCACUUGUCCUCUGUAACCCAGGAGCCUCCAGCAUCCCUGAAGCAGACUCUAAAACCCCACAGCCAGAAGUCCAUCUGCAUGCAGCAGCUCCACCGGACCAGAGUGGUUCUGCAGAUCUGACGGCAUGCAAGGUUGAGAGUCAUUCAAAAGACAUCACAGAUACUUCUCAAGACAAUAACAGCAUGGGACAUCCUGACGUUCCAGUCUGCAGGUUAUCACAUCACCCUGAGAGUCCCGCACCGAGCGGCCAGCGGCCGAUCUGCCUGCUGUCUCUCCUCCUGGUCGUUCAGGGCCUUUUCUCUUCCCUCCUGUCUCUGAUCGAAAGCGUGGUGAUGCUGCUGUUCGGCCCACAGUGCCUGCACGGCUCUGGAGCCUGCGGCCUCCUGCCUUACCUCGAUCCUGUUCUGUCUCUGCUGGCUGUGAGCAUGCUGAUCGCCACAGCUAUGCCCCAGGUGCACAGGUACGGGCUGCUGCUGCUGCAGGCCACACCUCCACACCUUUGUGUGUCUGAUCUUGGAGAAAGGAUUGCAGGCGUCCAUGGAGUGCAGGCUGUGCACGACCUCCAUGUCUGGCAGUUAACAGAAUCAUUCACAGUGGCCUCUGUCCAUGUGCGGUGCCAUGCUUGGUUUCCAGCACACAGGUGUGCUGAUCUGAUGUUGGCCGUCACUAAGGUGCUGCAGAGUGUGGGAGUGAGCUGCUGCACCGUGCAGCCAGAGUUUACUUCAUGCUCUUCAGGCAGUGCAGGGAGUGUCCCCUCUCUACCUCCGCCCCUGGCCUGCAGCCUGGCCUGUGGAAAGGCCUGUUCUAAGAAAAUGUGCUGCACUCUCCUGGAAGAGGACACCAGCAGCACGCUGGCGCCAACAGCUGGAGGAACAACGGAAGAGCCUCAAACACUCCUCAUAGAGAACACCUUCAACUUGAAUUAGUUUCAACCACAGAGAGAGCUAAAAAAAACAGUUAAAAAACAUUAAAAAUGUGUUCAUUAAAAAAGUGUUAUGUUGGUUUUAUUACAUUAACAUGGUGCUACACCAAAGAUUUAUAUCAUGUCAAGAGAAAUUGUGUUAAAAUAGAGAAUUAUGUUCCUUUAUUUGUAACUUGAAUGUUUGUUUUCUCUUGUACUGAAAUAAAAUGAAUGAUCCUUAA
Molecule: messenger RNA, 1980 nt
Organism: Paralichthys olivaceus (Japanese flounder)
Lineage: Eukaryota; Metazoa; Chordata; Actinopteri; Pleuronectiformes; Paralichthyidae
Product: proton-coupled zinc antiporter SLC30A1
Biological process (GO): zinc ion transmembrane transport; intracellular zinc ion homeostasis; detoxification of zinc ion
Cellular component (GO): membrane; Golgi apparatus; endoplasmic reticulum
Molecular function (GO): zinc ion transmembrane transporter activity; calcium channel inhibitor activity
Source: RefSeq, a predicted model, not a curated record